Messenger RNA from Ramularia collo-cygni, 408 nucleotides. RefSeq lists its product as uncharacterized. Lineage: Eukaryota; Fungi; Ascomycota; Dothideomycetes; Mycosphaerellales; Mycosphaerellaceae. Gene Ontology annotation, cellular component: extracellular region. Bases 1 to 408 code for a protein of 135 amino acids. The record is from RefSeq and is a predicted model, not a curated record. The transcript has 3 exons.
AUGCAAUUCAUCGCUGUUAUGGUGCUGGCGGGCAGUGUCAUGGUAGCAGCUCGAAGAAAUAUCACCCAAAACUUUGGUAUUACCCCAGAGAAUGCUGCUUGUCGGCACCCCGCAGCUUCGAGCGCUGCAGGUUUUCUGCCAUCACCGAGUGGUUUUGCGAAGAACAUUUGCACCGUUUGCCCGUCGCCUAAAUUCGGCUAUCCACUUUGCUGCAAAGGAGAACUCGAUUGCAAGAACCCCCGAUACGACCCAUUGGAUAAGCUUGACUUUCAGAUGCUCUGCGAAGAAGCCAACAGUAAGGCUCGUUGCUGCAACAAAAAGAAGGGUGGAUCGAACGUCAAAUGCGAAGGGAUGUCCAUGACGGUUGACGUGGCUGCUGCCGAGUCUGUAGGACUCCAGUUAUCUUAG